Messenger RNA from Drosophila mauritiana, 546 nucleotides. RefSeq lists its product as uncharacterized. The transcript has 3 exons. Bases 1 to 546 code for a protein of 181 amino acids. Lineage: Eukaryota; Metazoa; Arthropoda; Insecta; Diptera; Drosophilidae. The record is from RefSeq and is a predicted model, not a curated record.
AUGAAAGAACAGCUAUUAAGUUUAGUGCUCCCGAUACUGAUCAUAUUGGAUUGGAGUCAGGGGAAGGUCUUCAGAGUCAGCAAGAUGGAGUGUCGAUCCUUGGAUCCAUCGUUCACCUACUUUAAGACUUGUAAAGUGGUUCACAGGGAAAACGGUCGAGCUGCUCUCUAUGUUAAUGAGGUGUUUCUCUAUAAAGAUCCAAUUGAUGAUAUCGUUCUUAACCUGGGAAUUUUUAGGAUAGUUAAAAAUCGUCGUUUUCAGUUCCUAAAUGAGACAUUGGACUACUGUCUUUUUAGUCGCCAGUAUUUGGCCAGUGGAUUUUUCGGAUUUCUGAUGACUCCAAUGAUGAGAAUCUCAAACGUGAAUGCUACAUGUCCGCUUCAGCAAAAUAUAACUUUCAAUGGCUUUCCUGUUGAUGAAAACACAAUAAAGGAGAUUCCAAUUCCAAACGGUGUUUACAUGUUCAACUUGCGAUCAUCCAUGAUGAAAAAAUGGCGGACAGACGUGAAAGUCUAUGCUACGCGAGUUAAUAAGUAUUCUGAAUAA